Frankliniella occidentalis (western flower thrips) is the source of this 1068-nucleotide messenger RNA. It is a transcript of the gene sicily, whose product is annotated as NADH dehydrogenase (ubiquinone) complex I, assembly factor 6. Bases 115 to 1017 code for a protein of 300 amino acids. The record is from RefSeq and is a predicted model, not a curated record. Gene Ontology annotation, biological process: mitochondrial respiratory chain complex I assembly; biosynthetic process. Gene Ontology annotation, cellular component: mitochondrion. The transcript has 5 exons. Lineage: Eukaryota; Metazoa; Arthropoda; Insecta; Thysanoptera; Thripidae.
AACGCAGAUGAAAACAUAGCAGAAGCCUUUAUCGCUUUUAUGGUUACAUGUACCCCAUAGCACUACUGGUGCAUAAAUAUUUGAUUUGUAGGAUUUGUAAUAAAGCAGGUAUCAAUGAAAAUAUUUACAAUACUUCGUAUGACAUCUAGACACUUUGUUAGACUUAAAUCUACUCAAGUUAAUCCUCAAAAAUACUGCAUCGACCUUGUGAAAAAACAUGAUUUUGAGAACUAUUUGUGUUCUGUAUUUCUGCGUAGAAGAGAUCAAGAGUGUGCAUUUGCAAUCCGAGCUUUCAACAUAGAAGUUGCUAAUAUAGAAGGGCAAGUUAGCCAGGCUACCAUAGGACUUAUGCGCUUGAAAUUCUGGGAGGAGGCAAUCGAAAAGAUUUUCAAAGAUAAUCCACCCCACCAUCCUGUUGCUCAAGAAAUUCACAGGGUCCUUGAAAAAAAUGUGAUAACUAAACGAAAUUUACGUCAACUUGUGUCGGCACGCACUGAGAAGUUGUCAGCUAGUACGUUCAAGAGUCUAGAUCACAUGGAAAAAUAUGGUGAUCAAACAUGCUCUCCCAUAUUUUAUCUUCUUUUGACCUCUUGUGGUAUUGAAAAUGUCAAUGCAGAUCAUGCAUUUAGCCACCUUGGAAAGGCUCAGGGUUUGACUAACCUUAUCAGAUCCGUACCAUACUAUGCACAGAGAAAGGUAGUAAUAAUUCCUCAGGAUAUUUUGCUGAAGCAUAGGGUUUCACAAGAAAAUAUUAUCAGGGGAGGAUGUGACAAACCGAUUCGAGAUGCUGUUUUUGAUGUUGCUUGUAGAGCAAAUUCACACAUAGACAAGGCAAUGUCAUUAGUAGAGCAAGUUCCAAAUCGACUGUUUAGACAAUUUUUACCUGUCGUUCCUCUCAAGUGCUACCUGGAAAGACUAAGACUUGUGGAUUUUGAUGUAUUUCAUCCAAAUUUACAACUACGAGAUAAUAAAUUAGCUUUGCGGCUUUUCUGGAAGACUCUCAGAGGAAAGCUGUGAUUCUAAAUUUAAAAAAUAUUGAUUAAAAAGAAAUGUUGAAUGUUCUUGAAA